This is a messenger RNA of Ostreococcus tauri, 789 nucleotides long. RefSeq names its product Peptidyl-prolyl cis-trans isomerase,FKBP-type,domain. The record is from RefSeq and is a predicted model, not a curated record. The transcript has a single exon. Bases 1 to 789 code for a protein of 262 amino acids. Gene Ontology annotation, cellular component: chloroplast. Lineage: Eukaryota; Viridiplantae; Chlorophyta; Mamiellophyceae; Mamiellales; Bathycoccaceae. Gene Ontology annotation, molecular function: peptidyl-prolyl cis-trans isomerase activity.
AUGGAUUCGGCGGUCGUGACGUCACGGUGUGACGCAUCGCCGAGCUGCAUGCGAUCGAGCGCGCGCGCGCGAGCGAUCGAGCGCGCGGGCGAUGGACGACGACGAUGCGAUGGUCGAUCGACGCGCGCUCGAUCGCGCGUGACGCGCGCUGAACGAGAGAACGCACGCGAUGGGAGCGAGGACGACGCCCCGGACGCGCGCGCGGCGUCGACGGAGAAGAAACCGCUCCCGGGAUCGGGCGUGAAUCUGUACGAUCCGGUGGCGACGAUGUCGAGAAUGUUGACUCGACGGUUCGGAAUCGUCGGUGGACUCGGACUCGUCGCCGCGCUGGGGGCGGUGGAGGGCGGGGAGAUCAUCAAGGCGUUGCUCGAGCGCGACGUCGAGGCGUCCGGAGAAACGUUCGACGUGGAAUCGCGCGCGGGAGUGGUGGGGAUCAGCGCGAGUGACUCGCGAAUCGGUGGGGGGAAGAGUGCAUCGAGAGGUGAUUUCGUCGGGGUGAACUUGGUGUUCACCGACGCCGAGUCAGGGACGGAGUACUUGAACACGAAGAAGAGCGGGCGACCGGUGGCGUUCACCUUUGAAAAGGGCAAGCUCAUUCCGCCGAUUUGUCAAGCGGUCGAGGAUGGGGUGCGAACGAUGAAACGAGGAGGUGUGAGGCGAGUGUACGCCCCGAGCGAGGCUGCGUUCGGCGAGCGCGGAAUCGUAUUAGCAGACGGGACGAGAAUCCCAGGAAAUCGAGACUUGCUCAUCGACGUCACGCUCGAGGAAGUUUCCCCUGGAUAUGUGUAA